Baudoinia panamericana UAMH 10762 is the source of this 690-nucleotide messenger RNA. RefSeq lists its product as uncharacterized. The annotation marks the transcript as partial. NCBI's taxonomy places the organism in Eukaryota, Fungi, Ascomycota, Dothideomycetes, Mycosphaerellales, Teratosphaeriaceae. The record is from RefSeq and is a predicted model, not a curated record. The transcript has a single exon.
AUGCGUCUGCUAACAGUCGCAGAUGGCGACGACUUCAGUCUCACGAAGCCACUCGAGCAUCCACCGCCGUAUGCUAUCCUCUCUCACACCUGGGGCCCUGACGAAGACGAGAUCACGUUCGAUGACUUCUCCACCGGGCAAUACAAGAGCAAGGCUGGUUUCGCGAAAUUUCAGUUCUGCGCCCAGCAAGCCAGAAAGGAUGGGAUUGAUCACUUCUGGAUUGAUACGUGCUGCAUCAAAAAGUCCGACGCUUCGGAACUGUCCGAGUCUAUCACAUCUAUGUUUCGGUGGUAUCGCAACGCGAAGAAAUGCUACGUAUACUUAGCUGAUGUACCGGACCUCAAACGCCGUCACGAUGGAUCAAAGUCGCGAACAGAAGAAGCAGCCUUUGGAAACAGCAGAUGGUUCACCCGUGGCUGGACGUUGCAAGAGCUGAUAGCGCCUCGGCACGUCGAGUUCUACACCCGUGACUGGAAGCCUCUUGGCACGAAGCAGGCAUUGGCAGUCAAGAUUCACGAAAGGACCGGGAUCCCGUCGUCUGCCAUGCUCGGACAGCAAGAGCUAUCAGAGUUCGGAAUCCAGGAACGGAUAUCGUGGGCGCGAGAACGUCGAACACGGCGCCCUGAGGACAAGUGCUACUGUCUGUUGGGCAUUCUGGGUGUAUCAAUGCCGAGCAAUUAUGGUGAAGGC